AUGUCGCCCCAGGUUGAUGAAGGGCCUCUGAUCAGUGAUGCCACCGGCGUGACUGACCAAGCAGAUAGUCACUACAAUAGAGGGGAUUCCGACAGUCAGCAGAUUCACGAUCAAGACGACACAAUUUCGAUGAACCCGGGUCAUCAAGCGGCGUCAGUGAAGAAGAAAAAGGGGAAGUCCAGGGGCAACAAGUCUACCGCCCAGCGAGGUCCAACUGCAUUACCACGAAAUCGUGGAACAGGUUUUGAGGAGUACUUUGCCGAUCCGCCAAUGACCCCAGAUGAAGCAGCUGAAGAAAAACUCGAAAUAUACGCCGAUUGUCUUCCUUUCGAAGAACGGAUUCAGUCUUGUAUUCGUCGUUUCCGGGCACGGCGACGCAUACAGGGAGACCAAAUUCGCUAUUUCGACGAAUAUCUCUUCCUUGGCGGUAUUGACACCAGUGGUAAUGCUUUCUCUGGACUCGAUACCAGUGACUUGAAAGACCUCACGCCUGCACAACGCCGCGAGGCAACAGUUACCGACACGGUGAAUGGCGCCUGCGGAGCUGACGAUCGGUUCUAUAAUGGGGACGACGAGCACUGGUCUGUCGACUUUGCUGGUGUGGCAGCUGGCCUAUUUUCUACAUCGCUAGGCCAAUUAACUGGCUUCGAGCCAAAGAAGACUGAAUCUCUUAUUAGCCUCGUGGAGAACUUUCUGCGAUACGUCCUCCUACACGAAGUCUGUCCCGAGUACAAAGACAACAUUGAGUCCGCUUUGCAAGUUUGCAAUCAAGCGCGGCAAGAGUGGCCGGCUCUGAAUCAACUAACAGCUGAAUUGCCUGGGUACUUCAAUCUGGCCGCUACGGAGUUGUUCUCCUCGGUGGCCGUCGGGGAUUGGUCGUUUCUUUCAUUCUCCAAGCCUUCUUGGUAUGAUCCCAAGACGGUAUUUCUUGCUGUCUGCGCAUUGUGCGACGAGGAUCUCACCCUGGACGAGUUCCAUCAAGACCGCGUUGAGGCGUCCAAAGAGUGCACCUACACCCUGGAAGUUACUCGUGUUGAAGGACCCUGCUCACUCACUUUGGACAAGUUUGCUUCUCUUCUAAUUGAAGGCAGCGACUGCGGCGUUUCACCCGUGGGAAAAGUCUUCUUCAAACCUGCAAUCAUCGAGGAUGAGUGGGAGACACCAAGCAUGCAUAUCUCGCCCCAGGACGCCAAUAUAUGGGUCUACCUCGAAAGGUCGCUGCUCACAAAUGUUAUGCCCAAGAUGAAGAUGGACAUCACCCUCGUUGAGUUGAAUACCGGGAUCCGGUUCAUCAAGACUAUACACCAGAUUGUGCCAUCUUUCUACACAUUUUUGCCUCAGCAAAUGAUGAGGCAUUACAAACAACCUCGUGAUGACGAUCGACCAGCACCGUCAGUGCAUGAUACAGGCACAGAAGAAGGGCAGUCUACUGAGUAA
Metarhizium brunneum ARSEF 3297 is the source of this 1437-nucleotide messenger RNA. RefSeq names its product Argonaute-binding protein 1 (gene arb1). The record is from RefSeq and is a predicted model, not a curated record. Gene Ontology annotation, biological process: regulatory ncRNA-mediated gene silencing. Lineage: Eukaryota; Fungi; Ascomycota; Sordariomycetes; Hypocreales; Clavicipitaceae. Gene Ontology annotation, cellular component: ARC complex.